Penicillium cataractarum is the source of this 600-nucleotide messenger RNA. RefSeq names its product putative GPI anchored protein. The record is from RefSeq and is a predicted model, not a curated record. NCBI's taxonomy places the organism in Eukaryota, Fungi, Ascomycota, Eurotiomycetes, Eurotiales, Aspergillaceae. The transcript is spliced from 2 exons. The coding region runs from base 1 to 600 and encodes 199 amino acids.
AUGCGUGCCCAACAGCUCCUCGCUCUCGGUGGUCUUAUCCUCGCCGGCAACGUUGCAAUCGCAGCCAAGUUGGAGCAAGACGACGUUCCAAAUCGCUGCUGGGAUGCCUGUGGCUCUGUAGUCGGAGUCUCCAGACGCUGCGAUAACCAGCAUGACAACGACUCUGCCGAAUUGCAGUGUAUUUGCAACUGGGAAGCAGCCAAGACACAAAUUCCUCUCUGCGCUGCCUGUAUUACCCAGUAUGGCCCCCGUGACAAUGACCGUGAUGACGAUGACGACGACGACGACGAUGACAAUGAAGCCCUUGACCUCGUCCACUCCUGCAAGUUCAGCACCACUACCUACAACGCUGCUGCUGCCACCACUCUUAGUGCCUCGGCUACUGGCACUACUGAUCCCGCAGCAACCGCUGCUACUGCUACUGCAACUAGUGGAACAGCUGCUGGCUCUGGCUCUACUAGUACCUCGUCUCAAGGCUCGACUGGGACUACCAGCGGCGCAGCCGCGAGCACUUCCACUGGUGCUGCGGUGGGCUUGACAGCUCCAGGAGUUGUCUCUCUAGUUGCAGUUUCUGGUCUCAUGCCUCUCGCUUGGCUGUAG